AUGACAAGCAUGUCAGACCUUCUGGAUGGCAUUGUGGGGCAAUGCCAGUCACUCACACUUCUCUUAAUCUCUGCAGUUCUUCACAGGCAAGCCUCAUCUUUUAUAUACCUGGCCAAGCAGAAUUCCCUGCAGGUGCUCCUCCGGGACCCCAGGGGCUGCGAGGGCCUGAUGGGGCUGGUAGAAGAGCAGGUUCGUGUUUGUCAGUGGGAGGUGGAAGCCAUGGAUGCGGUGAGGCGAGGCGCGGAGCUGGCUGUUGAGGAGUGCCAGCACCAGUUCCACUCCCCGUGGUGGAACUGCUCCACGCUGCAGGGGCUGCAGGUCUUUGGCAAGGUUGCCAUCCAAGGAACAUGGGAGUCUGCUUUCAUCCACGCCAUCGCCGCGGCCGGCAUUGCCUUUGCUGUCACUCGCGCCUGCAGCCGUGGGGAGCUGGAGAAGUGUGGCUGCGACCGCAAGGUCGGAGGAGUCAGCCCCGAAGGUUUCCAAUGGUCAGGCUGCUCUGAUAAUCUGUUUUAUGGGAUUACCUUCUCUCAAGCCUUUGUAGACAACCCUGAGAGGAGCCGCGGCGUCUCCUCCAGCCGAGCGCUCAUGAACCUGCACAACAAUGAGGCUGGGAGGAAGGCUCUCCUGGCCCACAUGAAGGUGGAGUGCAAGCGCCACGGCGUGUCAGACUCCUGCGAGGUGCGCACAUGCUGGAAGGUGAUGCCUCCCUUCCACAAGGUGGGCAACAUCCUCAAGGAAAAGUUCGAGGGAGCGACGGAGGUUUACCCCAAGCGGGUUGGUUCUUGCAAGCUCCUGGUGCCCAAGAGCUCUCGCUUCAAGCCCUACACAGCUCACGACCUGGUCUACCUGUUGGCCAGCCCAGACUUCUGCGACCGGGACCCCCUGCAUGGGGUCUUUGGCACCUCAGGCCGCCAGUGCAACCGGACCUCGGCGGCCAUGGAUGGCUGUGAUCUCCUGUGCUGCGGCAGGGGCUUCCGCACAGCCCAGGCUGAGGUGGUGGAGUGCUGCAGCUGCGAGUUCCGCUGGUGCUGUGCCGUCAAGUGCAAGCAGUGCCGGCACUUCGUGGAGGUGCACCGCUGCCGCUGA
Nestor notabilis (Kea) is the source of this 1086-nucleotide messenger RNA. RefSeq names its product protein Wnt-4-like. Bases 1 to 1086 code for a protein of 361 amino acids. Lineage: Eukaryota; Metazoa; Chordata; Aves; Psittaciformes; Psittacidae. The record is from RefSeq and is a predicted model, not a curated record. Gene Ontology annotation, cellular component: extracellular region. The transcript is spliced from 6 exons. Gene Ontology annotation, biological process: multicellular organism development; cell fate commitment; canonical Wnt signaling pathway. Gene Ontology annotation, molecular function: frizzled binding; cytokine activity.